AUGGAAACCUGCGUGUUCCCGCAAACAGAAGAAUCGUUAACAGAAGAUGACAAGAGGAGAAACUACGGAGGAGUGUAUGUUGGCCUCCCAUCUGAAGCUGUCAGUAUGGUAUCCAGUCAAACAAAGACUGUUGGAAAAAGUGCCCCGACCGAGGAUCGAACCCGAAGCCCAGGUAUGUGCCCUGACCGGGAACUGGAGCGGCCACCUUUGGGUGCACAGGAUGGCGCUCAACAAACAGCCCCGCGGGCCGAGCUGAAGUCCUUUUGCUAACUGGCGUGACUGCACCUUGUAGAUAGCUUCUUGCGUAGAUUAGAAGAAAGUAUCAUGACUCAGUAAUCAAGAGCUUGCUCAUCAAGAUUUAGAGGCGUUGUAAUGUGCACAGGCAUUUCCAAGGAAAUUCUAAACAGUCAGCUGUCCCCCAACCUCCCCAAAGUUCUUAAGUCUGUGGUUAAGCCGUGGGUGCAUAUCGAAUGGUGUGGCACUACAAAGGAACUGGUUAAACAGUACGCCUGUAUCUGGAACUUUACGUGGUCCACCUACGAAAGACGAGCUCACAGACUGUUGUUGCCCAGCGAGCCUGCUCUGCGCAGCAGUGUUUUCACCCUGGCCAUUCAGCGGUUCCUGAAGAUGGUAUCUUUUCACUGAUACUCUUUUGAUAGUUUUUAUAUAACAAAAUCCUUAUUCUAUUUGUAACUGAAGAUAAUGAGGCACUAUAAAUGAAUUACCUGAAGUAAUAUAUUGUCUGUUAUCUUUCACUAUUUCUACUUUGUGUUAAUUGUUAGCUGUAGAAUUAUUAAAUUGAUUCUUACUGUUAUCUCUUUCCCUUUUUUUUAAAUAUUUGGUUUUCAGCUUUAUUUAAGUGUCAGAGAAUUUCCCUUAUUAGGAGCAAUGUAUGACAUCGCAGUAUUUGAAAAUAAAUUACUGAAACUGGCAUGCCAUGUA
Molecule: messenger RNA, 942 nt
Organism: Miniopterus natalensis
Lineage: Eukaryota; Metazoa; Chordata; Mammalia; Chiroptera; Miniopteridae
Source: RefSeq, a predicted model, not a curated record